AAAUAGAGGAUUUACAAAUUGAUAUUUAUGGAGAAACUGCCGAAAACAUUUAUUUUGUGGAGAAAAUAUUGGACCAACAAAUUCAUCGGCAAACCAAAAUCCAAGAAAACUUUUCUUCAACCAAGUCAAUCAUUUACUUACUUACCUUUCCCACCGGCGAAUUGGCCAAUGAUGCCCAAGUUUUUUUCGAAAAGAAAGAACUUGCGGAGUUAGUAAUAACUCACCAUGACCAAGUUCACGGGAAAACAUGGGAAGCCGAAUACAACAUUAAGCGAAUUGAUGAAAAAAUAGUUGAAAAGGAAAAAAAUUCUAUAAAAACAAGAAAAAUUAACUAA
This is a messenger RNA of Ambispora leptoticha, 335 nucleotides long. NCBI's taxonomy places the organism in Eukaryota, Fungi, Glomeromycota, Glomeromycetes, Archaeosporales, Ambisporaceae. The record is from the annotation of a GenBank genome assembly.